GUCACUAUCCGGUUUCUACGACACAGGAGGGCGCGAGAUAGAAAUCCAGGAGCGCGGAGAACUCUGGCGCUCCGCUCCAGCUGGUAACAGGCUCUAACCAUUCAAAACAGCAACAAACGCGCCUCCGUCAACACUGCUCACCGGUUUUAGAAGAGACCAAACUCGCGGAAUACAAAGACGUGCAACUGCGAAUAUACGUGCACAUGACGUGCAGCGGCAACGGGACACAUCACCGUCGCACCGUAAACAACAGAAACCGAGGGAAAUGUCUUGGUGGCCGCGCGGUGAGGACGGGGAGGAGGCCGUGGUCCAGGACACCGAUUCUGAUGUGGCAGAGCAGAGGGACGGUGGCAGAGCUAAGGUGAAAUGGACACAAGAGGAGGAUGACAAACUCAAGGCUCUGGUCCAGAAACUGGGACAAAAUGAUUGGAAACAUAUCGCCAGCUACCUCCCAAAUCACUCUGAACAUCAGUGUCAGCACCGCUGGCUAAAGGUGUUGGAUCCGGAAUUGGUUAAGGGUCCUUGGACCAAAGAGGAGGACGAGAAGGUUAUUGAGCUUGUAAAUCUCUACGGCAACAAGCAGUGGGCUAUGGUUGCCAAGCAUCUGAAAGGUAGACUGGGGAAGCAGUGCAGAGAGCGCUGGCACAACCACCUCAAUCCCGACGUGAAGAAGUCGUCGUGGACCGCCGAGGAGGACCUCGUCAUCUACAAGGCUCACUGCCUGCUCGGAAACCGCUGGGCUGAGAUUGCCAAGCUGCUGCCGGGAAGAACGGACAAUGCAGUAAAGAAUCACUGGAAUUCCACCAUCAAACGCAAGUUGGAGAUGGGCUUCUAUGCCGGAGAGGUGUUCAAGCCAGAUGAACUUGAACAGCUGUUGGCCCGUGUGAAUAAAGACGUACAGAUGCCUGGUUGCUUUCAGGAUGGUGCAGACCAUGACACAGAGCAGAAAACACAUCCUUCAGAGAGACAAGUCUCAGCCUCUGAUGAAGCCAGUCCCGGCGAAGCAGGGCCAUCAGAGGUUGUCCUCUCUCCAAAGGACGGCUCCAGUAGUAAGACUGAAGCAGACACCCCAGGAGAGAUGACCAGUACCAGCUGGGUGGUGGACAGCUCCGGCUUCCUCUCGCCUACAGGCCCAGGCCUGAAGGAAGUGCUGGACAUGGUGGACGGAGACAUUGAUGGCUGGUGCAACCUAGCAGCCUUUGACCUGCCCGAGGAGAGUCCGAGUCCGGAGCGCCACCAGUUUCGUCUUGAGGGCAGUGCCUUGCAGGAGUUGAGCAAAGGCAGCAAGGGGGAACUCAUCCCCAUCUCCCCCGGAGGGGUGACACCACCGUCCAUACUGACCCACCGAAGCCGGAGGCGCAUCGCUUUGUCUCCUGAUGCCAAUAACUCAAUGACCCCCAAGAGCACUCCCGUUAAAAUCCUGCCCUUUUCUCCAUCUCAAUUCCUCAACAUGUGGACCAAACAGGAUACUCACGACCUGGAGAACCCAUCCCUCACGUCCACGCCCGUGUGCAGCCAGAAAGCCAUUGUUACUACACCGCUGCAGCGAGACAAGACCCCCCUCACUCAGAAGGAGAACUCUGCAUUUGUUACACCCAACCACAAGUCCGACCUCUGUACGACCCCACGAACUCCAACGCCAUUCAAAAAUGCCAUGGAGAAGUACGGCCCUCUACAGCCUCUGCCGCAGACUCCAAACCUCGAAGACGACAUCAACGAGGUCAUCCUCCGAGAUGCUGGAAUUGACUUGGCUGUUGUACGAUCAACUCCACCUGAGCAAAGACGCAAAACAUUGCAUCGCCCGCCUAUGAAGAAAGUGCGGAAGUCGUUGGCCCUAGAUGUCAUGGACUGCCAGGUGAUCAAGCGCAAAUCCUUCAAGACUGAACCCAAACACAGCGUCAAGGAAGAAGCUGAGAUAGUUACUCUGAACUCCUCAUCAUUCUGCAGUAAGCGGCAUGAAAACAUUUUGGAUCAGGGCUUCCUUUUGGGACCGAGCGAUAGUGCCAUAUUUCCCAGCACAUUGGCUCCAGUUCCUAUGUCAAAAGAAUGGGAGAAGGUUGUUUGUGGACAAACUAAAGACCAGCUCAUAAUGACAGAGAAAGCCCGACGCUACCUUCGCUCACUAAAAUCCCAUGCACCCAAUCGGGCUCUGAUUCUGUCCUGAGACGUCUCUCAUCUUUCCAACGUGUUACACAUAUGCAACACAAUAUUGCUGUUGCUGUGUGUGCCUACCAUUUUUUUAAUGUUGGAGAAAAAGCACAUAUUGUGUGGAGCUUUAGUACAGUUUUUGAAUAAGUCUUUAGCAAUCAAAGCCUUUACAGUAUGUAGCUCGAUCAAUAUUUCAUGAGAACGGUGCUUUUAGAUUUAGUCCCAUUUCAGUGGCCUUGUACAAGGCUUGAAGUCAGGAAUCAUAUUUCAUUUUAUUGUCACUAGAACGUGUUUGACAAAAACAAUGAAUGUAAAAAAGAAAAAUCUGAAAAGACAUGGUUUUACAUUGCAUAAUGCGUCUGUAAUUUAACAGUGUUUUAAAAAUUGUGAAGAGUGCAAACACUCAGGAACUUCCAUGUCUAGAUUUGUUCUAUAACAUACUGUUGUUUUGAUUGUGGAGUUGAUUCAGACAGGUUGAUUCCACAAUCCUGUAUUGUUCUGAUCUAAUCUGUUUAGCGUGUGUAUAGAUUUAUGAUAUACAUUAUAAGUACACAUUAAAAGUCAGGACAUCAUGUGGGGAAAUUUUAACAUCAUCUGAACAUUUGUGUGACUGGAGAACACAUCAGCACGCAAAGGUGAUGCUCUACUUCCUUAGAUCCAGCAUUUAUGCAAUAUUCAGUUAAUUGAGAUAUAAUGGGGGCAUGUGAGCUGUGCUGACCUUUGGUGGCAAUGGAAUUGUUAUAUGGCACUGUUUGUAAAUAUUAAGUGUUGUAUGUUUUUGGUUCAUACAACAUUUUGUCAAAUGUUAUUAAAUAGAAAAAUUAUUUCCA
Molecule: messenger RNA, 2978 nt
Organism: Scophthalmus maximus (turbot)
Lineage: Eukaryota; Metazoa; Chordata; Actinopteri; Pleuronectiformes; Scophthalmidae
Gene: mybl2b
Product: v-myb avian myeloblastosis viral oncogene homolog-like 2b
Exons: 15
Coding region: 266-2164 (632 amino acids)
Biological process (GO): regulation of DNA-templated transcription
Cellular component (GO): nucleus
Molecular function (GO): DNA-binding transcription factor activity, RNA polymerase II-specific; RNA polymerase II cis-regulatory region sequence-specific DNA binding
Source: RefSeq, a predicted model, not a curated record